UGCACGGCCAACUUAUUUGACCUCGUAAGCUAUAAACCAGAGAAUAGAAGCCUCCCCUUCUCAGCAUAUCAAGCAACAGCCUUGAUACACAUAUCUCUACAUCAUGAGCCAAAUGGCCAGGAGCCAUCUCCAAUCUACCUACCCCAAACCCAGGUUGCCACGGGUCCCCAAUUUCCCCACCUGGGAAACGAAGUCGCGGGACCCAGUCUAUCGUCGAAUGUGGAAAGACGGAACAAGACUCCGAUAAGGACAACAUGCCGUUUUUCAUGCGCAACAGGUGUCAAAUAGCAGCGCAUGGAAGCGACCUUCUCUCUUUCUCCCUCUCGCCUCUUGCUCUCCUCACCUCCUCUCUUCCCUCAUUCCACUUCCACUUCCACUUCCACUUCCACGCUCCAUCCCAAUUGUCCCCUCCCUGACAGUCCCCCUCAUCCUCCCGAACAAAAAUGAAGAUCAACACCUUGGCGGCUGCGGCCUCGUGGUGCUGCAUCAUCUCCUCGGCAUGGGCAGGCUCACACCCGGGCCCCAAAAGGCCGGACGGCGUGCCGGUAAAGAUGGAGGACUUCAAGUGGGCGGACCCGGCCGCGUCGCGGCGGAUGAAGAAGUUCUCGGCCAGCUGCACCGCGUCGCGGACCUUUGAGGCGAAGGAGUACCUCCUGGACGACCUGUCGGAGGAGCCGCCGAUGGGCCUGAAGCCGUGGACCGAGGCGCUCAAGAAGAUCUUCAGCGGGCGUGAGUACCCGGGCAGCUGGGAUGGCAUCGACCCGCACGGCUACGACCGGAACCUGCUGCUGAUGGAGUACUCGGAGGUGCCCAUCGCGGUGCGCGAGUGGAUCGAGGCCGAGGAGCGGAGCGACGGCGAGGGCAAGGGCCUGUACGCCGUGUAUGAGAAGCCCAAGGACAAGGACCAGGUGAUCAGGAACGUCGUCAAGUUCGCCAGCGCAGAGAUGGCCAAAGGCCUUCGCCCGCUCGACAAGAAGAAGGUUGUCAUCUUUGCCCCCGGCGCCGUCUACGACAUCCUGCCGCUGUGGGUUGCUGAGGGUAGCGACUGCAAGGACACACUGCUCGAUAUCUCGAAAUACAGCCCCAAGCCGACCGACGGAGCCGUUGUCGCCUGGCCGACCUACACCAAGGCCAGGCGGGGCCACGGAGAGAGAAAUAUGACGUUCACGGUGAAGGCGGAGGUCCUCAAGACCAACGGAGAGGCGUCGGAAGGCGAGAAGGACGAGUUGUAAAUGGUUCGAGGUCAUGUAUCAAAUUUCCUAGAGGUCUGGGAUAUAACGAAACAUAUACCCAAUUCAUAGACCAGUAUGUCGCGCAAUAUACGCAUUACCCUGA
Molecule: messenger RNA, 1335 nt
Organism: Phialemonium atrogriseum
Lineage: Eukaryota; Fungi; Ascomycota; Sordariomycetes; Cephalothecales; Cephalothecaceae
Exons: 2
Source: RefSeq, a predicted model, not a curated record